AUGAACAAUAGGGCCAUGUAACUUUUAGGAAUGAGCUUAAACGUUCUAAUCUCUGUUCUUCUUGCUCUCAUAGAGUGUUUCAUCAAUGAACUCUCAGAUUCAAUAAUAAUGGACAUUGUAUUCAUUUUAUGUGGCACUUUUUUCUCUUGGAUUUAUAUUACUCAACAAUUAGGAUGGAAUAAGGGAGAUAUAUCACCAUUUUUUUAUUGGGCUUUGGCUAUUAAAAGAAUAACUCUGGUUGGGAUAAACAGUAGUGAAUUCAUUUAUUUCUUGUUUGGCUUUUUAAAUGGAAUAUACUCAAAUAAAUUAGUCGUUAAGGAUUAAAAGAUGUAUUAUAAGUAGGUUAGAAAUGCUAUUUAAGUUAUUUUGAUAUCAGUUUUAAUAGUUUACAACUUUCUAACAAAUCCUUGCAAUCAUCAAAUAAUUUUCAUCAUCUCCAAUAUAAUUUUAUUAGUUCUCUUGGGAUUAUAUGAUAAUUACGAAUCUUAAUUUAUUGGUUCCAAAUAGGAGGGUUUCAAUACAAAUUAAAGAAACUCUUAAGUAGAAUUGAAAAAGUGUUAGACAAUAUAAUAACCUCAAUCAACCAAAUCAAUUUGGGAACAAUUUAAUUGCCUAACAGAUGAUUGGAUUUGUAAAAUUGACAUCAACAAAUUUAAAUUUAAUCGAACUUUGGAAACAAAAGAACAAUCUCUCGUUUUAUAAAAUUUUUUAUAAGAAAACAAAUCUAAUUUGAGUUAAUUUUUUAGCAAUCUGAUAAUUGUUAGAUAAUCCUAGAAUGCCUCCAUUAUUUCAUAAUUUGAAUUAUAAGAAAAUAAUACAUUUUUAUAAUGGUUAGAGAAAAAUUAUUUAUAAGAAACUCCUCAAAAUUUUAUAAAAUAGAAAUUAUUUAGUGAUAGGUAGAAUAUAAACUAGUAGGCUGAGGAUGAUUAAAAAUCUAUGCUAUCUCAUGAUAGGAGAUACAUAAAUCAAAAUGAUCUAUCUCAAGACCUCUCUGGAUUGUAACCCUUGCCUCUUAAUGUGGAUAUCUAAACCUCUAAUAAUAAAACAUUCUUGUAAUGCUAUCUUUGCCUUAACUAAAUUGUUUAUAAUUUGAGUUUAUCAAUAUUUCUAGUUGACGAUGAUAAAACUAAUCAAUCAAAGCAAUAGUCCAUCAUUAUUUAAAUGAAAAAUGUUGACAAGCUAAUUAAAAGUGAAAUUCUAGAUCAAUAAAGAUCUAUAUUUUAUAAACAUAUUGGUCGAUUGGCUACUCAUUCAGGAGAAAUACUAAAAUCAGUUAAUGUCCUGAAAAAGUCUCUAUAAUAAUAAUUAAAAGAAUUCGAUUAUUCUUUGUCCUUUAAUGACACCAUUUUCAAAAAAUCAGAAAGAUAUAUCGGAGGCAUUAGUAAUCCCUAUUAAGCAGUUCUCAAUCAUACUCCGGAAAGCAAUACAAAUUAAAAACUCACUUCCACUCACAGUAAUCCUCAUGAGAGUUAGAUUUUGAACUUGUAAUAAUUAUAAAUUGCAUAUUACUAACAAUCUUAGGAAAUACUUAAAUAAAUAGAAAAAUUAAAUUUCGAUCUAAUAAUGAUGAAACAAAACAAUUUUAAUUUCUUUGUAUUAUUUAGUCAUGCUUAAUUAGAUAUUGAAUAAAUUAAUAUAUCAAGUAGUUUUAAUAUUGUCAAAGAUAUUUUUUAAUAAAAUCCUAUCUUAAACCAGCACAACAUCAUAAUUACUUAAGAGAUAAAUCAUUAAACUUAAGUAAUCAUUAAAUCUGAUAAAAUGAAAAUUAAAUAAAUUUUAAUCAAUAUCAUUAAGAAUUCAAUAGAAAACUUUGAACUCAAUAAAUAAGAGAUUCAAAACGAAAAAAAUGAAAAUCUAUAAACUCAACAACGGCAGAUGAGCUCAAAAUAAGAUCUAAAACAAUAAAAUAUGAUCGUUUUUAAAGCACACAGUGAUUAAGAUAAGAUUAUUAUCGAAAUUUCAGAUAAUGGUGGAGGUAUAAAUGAAGAAAUGCUUAAAAAUAGAUUGAAUGAUUGCAGAUUUGGUUUAGAAGCUACUUAAAAACUAUUAAGAUUUUUGGCAUAUGAUACUCAAAAACCGAUGGAAAUUAUUAAUUAUGUAAAAGGCACUACUGGGGUUUAAGGCACUGUUAUUAAAUUUGCCCUACCAAUUUCACGAGAUAAUUUUUAAAUACACGAAGAAAAUAAGCAACACGAAUCACUAAUUAUUAACAAACGAACAGAUAAAACUUGA
This is a messenger RNA of Paramecium tetraurelia, 2232 nucleotides long. RefSeq lists its product as uncharacterized. Lineage: Eukaryota; Ciliophora; Oligohymenophorea; Peniculida; Parameciidae. The transcript is spliced from 3 exons. The record is from RefSeq and is a predicted model, not a curated record.